This is a messenger RNA of Acipenser ruthenus (sterlet), 1015 nucleotides long. RefSeq lists its product as uncharacterized. The coding region runs from base 65 to 1015 and encodes 316 amino acids. Lineage: Eukaryota; Metazoa; Chordata; Actinopteri; Acipenseriformes; Acipenseridae. The record is from RefSeq and is a predicted model, not a curated record. The transcript is spliced from 7 exons.
GUAUUGGACAACACCUAUGUGAUCUCUUACUCUAUUGAAUCAAUGCUGGAGCAUACCUGGCAAGAUGGGCCUGAGAAGACCAAGUACACAGUACUUUCAUCCAAUAACCACUCCUUUCAUGCCUCGGCCUCCAGUUGUCACAAACGACACUGUUCCUAAAGCCAGAGUGUUCAAUGUGACCCUGGGGACAUUCCUGCCUGAUGUGGAGCUGGUCAAAAUUAUAGUUGGAUCAGCGACGUUAACUGUGCCAGAAGCCAACCUAAAAGGUUACAAUGUCCAGGAGCAUGUCUUUCCCAAUGGAUCCAAGACCUACACUCUCCAGGUGCCAUUUGAGGACCCCAAUGUGAAGCAAAAGGUAACUCCUCCAGAUACCAGAACCUACAUUCUGCCCCUGACCUACUUGCUGAAUAUAGUGCCAGAGAAUACACCCUUUACUCAUCCUGCUGUAGUUGAAGCCAUUCUCAAAGACAUCAUUCUACCUAUAGUAACUGGCUACUGUGAUGGUGCUGCAUUCUAUACCAUGGUAACAUAUGGCAACAUGGGUCGCAACUGGGUUCCUUUUGUGGGCUCAAGAGAACUUGGUGGCAGUCUGCUUGCCCUGUACAAGUAUAAUGCCAACGCUACCAAUUUCUGGAUGACUGUGCCAUACAAUUCAGUUGAUGCCACAUAUGAAGUGAUCAGUUCUUCAGGCAUCAGAAGCAGACUUGACUUGACCUUGAAGGAUAUUGGGACCAUGGUUGUGGUGGCUGACUUCUCCCUGUCCUGCAGUUUCCCUACAAAGAUGAUUGAUUGCUUCACCAAUGGAACUAUGGCAGCUCUUGCUGUGAAAGUGGAAUCUGUCCCCAGCUUGUCUCCAAGUCAACUAACUCUAAGGGAUCCUAGUUGCCGGCCUCUUCAGUCUGAUGCUAUCAAUGCAGUUUUCUACUUCAAUGUCAACUCCUGUGGCACCACUAGAAGGUUUGACAACAACCUCCUGACUUAUGAGAAUGAAGUGCUGUUCACAUCUUACCAGUAA